GAGUGUGUGUGUGUAUAAUAUAUAAGAGACGGAGGACGGGUUUUCUUUCUUAUGAUAAAGUGAGGUUUGUAGUUCUCUCCGCAGCUUCUCGCCGGAGUUCUUCGCCGGAAUUUUGUUCGAGGGGGAAACUACUGAGGAGCUUAAAAAAUUCAUCAAGGUUGGAGAAGAUUCAAGGAGAGAAAAUUAGAUAAGGAAAAAUAAAGCAAAGACUCUUUUAUCAGAUCUGUUGAUUUUGGGGAACUUGGAUUCCAUGUCUUUGUUCAGUCUCUGUUUCGCUUUUUAAGCCUUUCUCGAAAGUUAUCAACUUUACCUUUCUUUCUACUGAGAAAAUGGGAGUGAAAGUAAAUGCGACCUCUUUUCAAUGGUCGCAGCCAAUUAUACCUCAUUCCCCUUCUUCCUCUCAAACCCUAGUCUCUGCAAUCUCAUCUCCUUCCUCUAAAAGAUGGUGCCGUUCUGAUGGAACUGGAGCUGUGGCGCUCGUCUGCCGAUACGUACACGGACUAGACCGGUUAGCUCUGCUUGGCACUUCUUCAACGAAGCUCCAGAGGUCUCGAUCUUGUGAGCAUCCGAAGUCGAGAGCUCACUCUAUAAAAAGAGCUUGCAGUGCAAGCUUAGAUGCCUUCUCGGACGAAGAAUUUUCCAAGAAAAUCCAAGAGCUGGCGCUCAGAUUUCGGCUCUCAAAUGAUGAUGAUGACUAUAGUAGUAGCGAAGUGGAUUCGGGAUCAGAGGUAGUCUCAGAUUCUAGAGAUAAUCACGGCGUGAGUAGAGCAGAAAGUUACAAUAGUGUCACUGAAGAAUCUUCAAGUUUACAGAAGCAGAGACAAUUCCCUCUGGAUUCUGUAGAGCCUCCGUGGCCAGAAAUCCAACAAGAGCCACCGGAUUGGUCCGGAAGGGAUUAUACUAUUCCAGCGAGUAUCGAACGGAAGGCUAACAAAGUUGACCUUCCGCUUUCGCUUCGAAUGAUAAAGAGAAAGAUGCAAUGGCAAGAGGGAUUCAGGGAUGCAGGGGAAUCUGCUUAUUGUUCAGUGAAAAAGGCGUUCUCUUCCAUGGUGUUUAUAAUUCGAGAACUACAUAGCUAUGCUUUGCAUAUGAGAGAGCUUCUAUUCACUGAAGAUUUGCAAGGGAUUAUUGUUCGGGUGCAGAAAGAAAUGCACGCUUCCUUCGUUUGGUUAUUUCAGCAAGUGUUUUCACAUACACCGACUCUGAUGGUGUAUGUGAUGAUUCUUCUUGCAAACUUCACCGUAUAUUCUAUGGGCUGUAACACCGCAAUUGCAGCCUCACCAUCAGUUGGGUCUUAUGCAGCCCCCAACGAAAGUGUCUCAAUUGUUGAAAUUCAAGACCAAAAGAAUCAAAAGUUUGAUUCUUCCUCAGUAAAAACGUUUUCAAUAUUUUCCUCAAGUAGCAAAUCAACUUCUAUUGGGGGUAACAAUGGCGGUGGUGGCAAGGUCCGGCCAAUUGCCAGCGGAACUGACGGCGAUGGAUGGUUCGACCGUUCGGACGAAUUUAGAACAAUCGUUCCUGAUGGUGCUUCGCAUCUAACCUCUCUAGGGACUACAGGGGAGACACAGUCUGUAUCAGGGCAAGCAACGAGAGAAGAGGAGUUAAGCGUAUGGAAUUCCAUUGUAGACGAAGCUUCAAAAAUGCAAGUUCUUGAUCAUGAGACCAUGCAGAAAUUUGUUUCACCAAUCAAAGCAAAUGUUGAGCCGGAUGAUUAUGCAGAUUAUUUUAGAACAGAGCAACUAUAUCAAACGGGGUUGACCCAAGACCCUAAUAAUCCUCUCCUCCUCGCCAAUUAUGCUCAGUUCCUCUACCUCGUCGCCCGUGACUACGACAGAGCGGAAGAUUACUUUAAGAGAGCAAUUGGAGUAGAGCCGCCAGACGCUGAGGCCUACAGCAAAUAUGCAAGUUUUCUAUGGAGGGUAAGAAAGGACUUGUGGGCAGCAGAGGAAACCUUCUUGGAAGCCAUUAACGCUGACCCUACAAAUUCUUAUUAUGCUGCCAAUUAUGCCCAUUUUUUAUGGAACACAGGCGCCGAAGAUACUUGUUUCCCUCUUAGCGCCCAAGAUAACAACCAAGAACUCUAAUGCACUGAAAAAAAAAAAAAAAAAAAAAAAAGGAAAACUUUAAGGAAUAGAUCCUAUCAGUUAUCAUCGCCCUGCCCAUCUCUCUUUGUUUUCCACUUCUAGGGUCUUGUCUGAGAAAGAAGUUAGUAAAAUUAAUAAAAAUAAAAGAAAGAAAAAAAAAAAGAGAAUUCGUUAUUUAUUAUUAUUUUUUUUACUACAAAUUUUCAUUGGGGGGCGGUGUGUGGAAGGUGGGAUGCACGUGACCGACGAGUGAGUUUUGGAAGAAUCAUACAGAGAGAUGGCAACAUUCACCGUGCACUGGGCUUGGCGUGUCUUCUGCUGGCAAUCUCGAUUGCCGGCAAAGUGUAAUUAUCCAUUUUGUUAAUAUACAUUGCCGUUUUUAAUUA
Hevea brasiliensis (rubber tree) is the source of this 2470-nucleotide messenger RNA. RefSeq lists its product as uncharacterized. The record is from RefSeq and is a predicted model, not a curated record. Gene Ontology annotation, biological process: RNA processing. NCBI's taxonomy places the organism in Eukaryota, Viridiplantae, Streptophyta, Magnoliopsida, Malpighiales, Euphorbiaceae. Gene Ontology annotation, molecular function: protein binding. The transcript has 3 exons. Bases 330 to 2084 code for a protein of 584 amino acids.